This is a messenger RNA of Glarea lozoyensis ATCC 20868, 534 nucleotides long. RefSeq lists its product as uncharacterized. Lineage: Eukaryota; Fungi; Ascomycota; Leotiomycetes; Helotiales; Helotiaceae. The coding region runs from base 1 to 534 and encodes 177 amino acids. The transcript is spliced from 2 exons. The record is from RefSeq and is a predicted model, not a curated record.
AUGGCGGGAUCUCAACCGAACGGCAGGCAUUACUUAAAGAAAGCUUCGGCUUCUCCUGCACCUGCACCUGCAGCGGUUGCACUUUUGCCCCUUCCCUCACUCGAAGCAAACGAUAGUCGCCGCACACAGAUCCAGAAUCUCGAUGAAGUCAUUGGGGCUCCGUUUCGCAUGAUGAGCAACCCACGAGAGAGCUUGAGUGACUGCUACUCGCUGAUUCAAGUCCUCGACCAAGAGCUCGACGGGUGUGCUAGACUCUACCACGACGCAUUCCAGAUCAUCAUUUCGCAUGGGGAUCAAGCGCGGGCGAGUGUAUUUGCGGAGAGAGCCUAUAAAGCUAGAGUUGUCUGUGAAGGCGAGGAUAGCCCGGAGACGGUGAAAGUGAUGUCUCUUGCAUUAAGACCCGCAAUUCAUAUAAGCUUUGAAGCGUAUUCUAGGAAGUUGAAAAGGACGAGGAAUUCUGUAACAAAGGGUCUGGAUACAAUCAUGUCCUACAAAACGUGCUACUGGAAGUGGCAAGCCUGUGAUGAAGCCUAA